Rhodotorula graminis WP1 is the source of this 2127-nucleotide messenger RNA. RefSeq names its product glycoside hydrolase family 16 protein. Gene Ontology annotation, cellular component: endoplasmic reticulum membrane; plasma membrane. The coding region runs from base 45 to 1991 and encodes 648 amino acids. NCBI's taxonomy places the organism in Eukaryota, Fungi, Basidiomycota, Microbotryomycetes, Sporidiobolales, Sporidiobolaceae. The transcript is spliced from 19 exons. Gene Ontology annotation, molecular function: glucosidase activity. The record is from RefSeq and is a predicted model, not a curated record. Gene Ontology annotation, biological process: (1->6)-beta-D-glucan biosynthetic process; fungal-type cell wall organization.
UGCCUCGUCGCCCUCGCUCGCGCCUGAGCCAGCAGAUCUCGGCCAUGUUUGAAUCGUCCGACUCGUCGCAGUCGACCCUCUCGAGCGGCAAACACGACUCGAUGUCGCGCGACCAGCUCGACCCGGCCGCGUACGGCGUCUUGACCGGCGCGGUCGGCGGAUCGUUCGGCCCGUUCCCGCGCUCGUCGACCUUUUCGACGUCUCGCCCUGCCGCCUUUUCGCACCGCGACAGCAUCGCGUCGUCGUCGAUGGGCGUCGACCCGGUCAUCGUCCCGCCGGGCGGGUCCGAGUCGCCCCACUACACGGACGAGGACUACUCGGUCCAGGGCUACAGCAGCCCGCGCAUGACGCACAGCGGGUCGCGGCAGAGCGUCGCACGGUUGGAGGGCAUCGCGGGCGGCGGAGCUGGCGCGGCGCUCCUGUGGGAGAAGGAGCCGGACGACUUCCUCCACGACCCGGACCCUGCGCUCGACAAGGCGAUGGACAAGCAGAUGCGCAAGUGGGGCUUCGUCUCGCUGCUCAACACUGCGUCCCUCUGCAUCGUCGUCAUCGUCCUCGUCGGCCUCUUUGCCGGGUGGCCCAUCUAUCGGUUCGCGAUCGACGGCUCGUGGGGCUCGUACGCGACCAACACGAUCACCAACUCGUCGGGCCAAGUGCCGCAGAUCCCGGGCCUGCCGAGCCUCGUCGACGACACGACGCCCAUGUCGGCCUACACGCGCACGGGCUUUGACGGCGAGGAGUACGACCUCGUCUUCUCGGACGAGUUCAACACGGACGGCCGAACUUUCUGGCCCGGCGACGACCCGUUCUGGGAGGCCGUCGACCUGCACUACUGGGCCACGUCCGACUACGAGUGGUACGACCCGGACGCCAUCACGACCAAGGACGGCAACCUCGUCAUCACCAUGACGCAAGAGCCGUGGAACGACCUCAACUUCCGCUCGGGCAUGCUCCAAAGCUGGAACAAGUUUUGCUUCACGGGCGGCUACAUCGAGGUCAACCUGUCGCUCCCGGGCAAGCCGACUGCGCAGGGCUACUGGCCGGGUAUCUGGACGUUCGGCAACCUCGGUCGCGCCGGGUACGGCUCGUCUGUCGACGGUCUUUGGCCUUAUACCUACGACUCGUGCGACGUCGGUACUCUCCCGAACCAGACCUGGCCCAACGGCACCGACCCGGUCGCCGCCAAGAGCCUCGGUGACAAGGAUUACGGCGGCGAGCUUUCUUACCUUUCCGGUCAGCGUCUUUCGGCAUGCACGUGCGAGGCCGACAAGGACGACCACCCUGGCCCGACCUACAAGACUGGUCGUGGCGCUCCCGAGAUCGACAUUCUCGAGGCGCAGAUCGCCCCGAACGGCAAGCAGGGCAUGGCGUCGCAGUCGAUCCAGAUGGCGCCGAUGGACGCACACUACCUGUGGCGCAACGACACGAGCGAGGCCAACCCGGGCCUAAUCGUUUUCAACGAGUCGAUCACGACCCAGAACAUCUGGAAGGGCUCGAUCUCGCAGGAAUCGGCGUCGCUCAACACGCUCACCGACUCGACCUCGUACGAGGGCGCCGGCUACAGCACCUACGGCUACGAGUACGAGCCGGGCCCAGACGGCCGCAUCACGUGGGCCAUCAACGGCGACAAGACGUGGCAGCUCAACGCCAACGCGAUGCCGCCUCGCGACGACGUCCAGAUCGGCCAACGCCUCAUCAGUGUCGAGCCCAUGUACAUCAUCUUCAACCUCGCCGUGAGCAAGGCGUUCCAGCAACCCGAGUGGGGAAAGCUCGAGUUCCCGGGCCACCUCCAGAUCGACUACGUGCGUGUGUAUCAGCGCAAGAGCGACAAGAACGUUGGCUGCGACCCGAAGGACUAUCCCACGGCCGACUACAUCAACAACCACAUGGAGCUGUACACCAACCCGAACCUCACGACAUUCCGGCAGGCCAUGGACGUUACCAACUACACGCUGCCGCGCAACCGCCUCAGUGCGACCGGCUGCGACUGAGUGGAGGAUUCGCUGUUGGCCUCGCACGAUUCGGUUUCUGCCCCGUCCUCUCUCGCGUUUUGCGUACACACCCUUCCCCUCCCUCUUCCUCCUCCCUCCCGCACCGUACAGACACUCUGCAUACCCUGACGAUCUU